GUCAACGUGGUUUGUGGCCUCCGGUGAACUUUCUGCAACUUUAGUUGGCAUUUAGCACUGUCAACAAGCACAUCGUUGUCGUGCACGGGAUCCACGUGGCGCGUGCGCGUGUCUGCGUCAAUUUCAUUUGCGCGUGCCUGCCUCAGCGUCCGCGUGUAUGUAUAUGCGCGUGUCUGCGCGUGCGCUUGCGCGUCCACGGUCAGUGUGCAGACUGCAAGCAGAGAAGACGCGUCUGCAACGCGAAUUACUGGGCUCCGGCUAAUUCCUGCCUUGGACAAAACUCUCAGGUGCCAUGGCUGAACGGGUGCUGGUGGUUGGCGGAGGAGGGCGGGAGCAUGCCCUGGCGUGGAAGCUGGCCCAGUCGCCGCACGUCCGGCAAGUCCUGGUGGCGCCGGGAAACGCCGGGACGCUGGACUGCGGCAAAAUCAGCAACUCGGCGGUGUCUGUGAGUAACCACGCCAUUUUGGCUCAGUUCUGUAAGGACCACCACGUUGGGCUGGUGGUGGUCGGCCCCGAGGUUCCGCUCGCAGCGGGCAUCGCGGACGACCUGGCGGCGGCAGGAGUGCCGUGUUUCGGCCCGUCUUCCAAAGCCGCCCAGUUGGAGGCCAGCAAGAGCUUCUCCAAGGCCUUCAUGGAGCGCCACGGCAUCCCCACGGCACGCUACGGCUCAUUCACCGACCCCGAGGAGGCGUGCGGCUACAUCCGCACGGCUGACUUUCCGGCGCUGGUCGUGAAGGCCAGCGGCUUGGCGGCAGGCAAAGGAGUUAUUGUGGCACGUGACCGUGAAGAGGCCUGUCGGGCAGUGAUGGACAUCAUGAAGGAUCGAGCGUUCGGCUCUGCGGGUGACACGGUUGUGGUGGAGGAGCUUCUAGAAGGAGAGGAAGUAUCGUGUCUGUGCUUCAGCGACGGCUCUUGGGUGUCGCCGAUGCCUCCGGCACAGGAUCAUAAACGUCUGCAAGAUGGCGACCGGGGACCAAACACAGGCGGCAUGGGCGCCUACUGUCCGACUCCUCAGGUGAGCCAGGAGCUGCUGGUGCAGAUCCGAGAGUCGGUACUUCAGAAGACCGUGGACGGGAUGAAGCUGGAGGGAACUCCCUACGUUGGCGUUCUGUACGCCGGGCUGAUGUUGACCCAGCAGGGAAUCAAAGUUCUGGAGUUCAACUGUCGCUUUGGAGACCCUGAAUGUCAGGUCUUGCUUCCCUUGCUGAAGAGCGACUUGUAUGAGGUCAUCUUGAACACCAUGAACGGCAAGCUGGCCUCCAGCGCCCCCGAGUGGCACCGGGACAAAUCUGCAGUCACGGUGGUGAUGGCGAGUGCCGGCUAUCCUGGCGCCUACAGCAAGGGAGUGGCGCUCACUGGUCUGUCCCAAGUUGAGGACACAGGGAUUCAGGUGUUCCACGCAGGUACAGCGUUGAAGGACAAACAAGUCGUCUCCAGCGGCGGCCGUGUCCUGACGGUCACGGCGGUCAGACCGUCGCUCGGGGCUGCGCUGCAGGCGGCCAAUCAGGGCGUGGCGGCUGUGGGCUUUCCUGGUGCCGUGUACCGCCGCGACAUCGGCCAUAAGGCCAUUGUCCAUUUGAAGCAACGCAGAGGCCUGACCUAUAAGGAGAGCGGCGUGGAUAUCGCCGCUGGCAACAAACUUGUGGACAUGAUCAAGCCACUGGCCAGGGCAACUUCCCGUCCAGGAUGUAAUGCAGAGCUGGGAGGUUUUGCUGGACUGUUUGACCUUAAAGCUGCAGGGUUCAUCGAUCCGAUCCUGGUAGCUGGAACUGAUGGAGUUGGGACCAAACUUAAGGUUGCCCAGGCAUGUGGGCAACACGGCAGCUUGGGUCAAGACCUGGUGGCCAUGUGCGCCAACGACGUGCUGGCUCAGGGCGCCGAGCCGCUCUUCUUCCUGGACUACUUCUCAUGCGGCAGCCUGGACGUGGAUGUGGCCGCCGCGGUGGUCGCAGGUAUCGCCAAAGCGUGCGAGAUGGCCGGCUGCGCGCUACUCGGUGGCGAGACUGCAGAAAUGCCCGGCGUCUACGUUCCGGCAGAGUACGACCUAGCCGGGUUCUGCGUGGGGGCGGCGGAGCGGAGGGCCCUGCUGCCUCGGCUGGCGGACAUCGGCGAGGGAGACCUGCUGAUCGGCGUGGCGUCCUCUGGUAUCCAUAGCAACGGCUUCAGCCUGGUACGCAAGGUCUUGGAGCAGACGCGUCUCAGCUGCAGCUCCCCAGCACCUUUUGGUAAACCAGGACAGACUAUUGGGGAGGUUUUGCUGACGCCGACAAAGAUCUACAGUCGUGCGCUCCUUCCGAUCCUGCGCAGCGGUGCCGUCAAAGCGUGCGCUCACAUCACUGGAGGAGGACUUUUGGAAAACAUCCCUCGGGUUGUGCCCCAGGAGCUGACUGUCGAUUUAGAUGCGUCUCGUUGGAGCAUCCCUCCAGUGUUUUCCUGGCUGCAGAAGGAGGGCGGCCUGAGCGAGCGGGAGAUGAGCCGCACCUUCAACUGUGGCUUGGGGGCGGUGCUGGUGGUCGCCCCCGUGGACGCUCAGAGGGUCUUGCGGCAACUGCGAGCCCACGAGGAGGCCUGGAUUGUGGGCUCGCUCGCUCACAAGCCACCUGGUGCAGAGUCUGUGGUGGUCCGUAAUCUCAACCACAGCCUGCUAAACACUGGUCCAGCCUCCAAGAAUGGCAGUUGCCUCUGUGAUACCAGCAUUCCUCACAAGAGGACCAGAGUUGGGGUUCUCAUCUCAGGCACAGGUACCAACCUUCAGGCGCUGAUCGAGCAGGCCAAGCGUCCGUCGAGCUGCGCGGAGAUCGUAGUGGUCAUCUCCAACAAGCCUGGAGUUGAGGGUCUCAAGAGAGCGGCACUGGCCGGCAUCCGGACACGGGUGGUGGACCACAAACUGUACGGGAGCCGAGCAGAAUUUGACGGCACCAUCGACCGCGUGCUGGAAGAAGUUGGGGUGGAGUUGGUGUGUCUGGCUGGAUUCAUGCGGAUCCUCACAGGAUCUUUUGUCAAGAAAUGGAACAGUAAGCUUUUGAACAUCCAUCCCUCCCUACUGCCCUCCUUCAAGGGCCUGAAUGCCCAAAAGCAAGCUCUCCAGGCCGGCGUGCGGCUCAGCGGCUGCACAGUCCACUUCGUUGUCGAGGACGUGGACGCGGGGGCCAUCGUCGUGCAGGAGGCCGUGCCGGUGUUCAGCGGCGACACAGAGGGAAGUCUCGCUGACAGAAUCAAAGAGGCCGAGCACAGGGCCUUCCCCGCGGCUAUGGAGCUCGUAGCCAGUGGAGCCGUCCAGCUCGGUGACGACGGACGUGUGGUCUGGAGGUCCAAGUUGCAGCAGUAGUACUAACACAGUCAAGGAAAUGUGGAGUUUGACACUGGAGGAAGGUGGCCUUUGGGGGGACGGGAACAUUCCAUAUGCACAUGAAUGCUAAUGCAAUUAAAGCAACAUUUCUGUAGGAUUCUAA
Phyllopteryx taeniolatus (common seadragon) is the source of this 3452-nucleotide messenger RNA. RefSeq names its product phosphoribosylglycinamide formyltransferase (gene gart). The transcript has 21 exons. The coding region runs from base 293 to 3328 and encodes 1011 amino acids. Lineage: Eukaryota; Metazoa; Chordata; Actinopteri; Syngnathiformes; Syngnathidae. Gene Ontology annotation, cellular component: cytosol. The record is from RefSeq and is a predicted model, not a curated record. Gene Ontology annotation, biological process: 'de novo' IMP biosynthetic process; adenine biosynthetic process. Gene Ontology annotation, molecular function: phosphoribosylformylglycinamidine cyclo-ligase activity; ATP binding; phosphoribosylamine-glycine ligase activity.